CCAUGGAGCCGGGCCCAGGGGCCCCGGGCUCUUCCGCGGAGCGCCGGGAGGCCGGGCCCGAAGUCUCGGCGCCCGAGGGGCCCGCGCCGAGCGCGUCGCCUUCGUGGGAGGCGGCAGACGACUCGCCGCCCUCGUCCCCGUCCGCCUCGGGGCCCUCCUCGCGGCCGCCGACCUCGAGUUUAGGCGUGGGCAGGUCGCGGCUGCGCCAGGCCGGGUGGGGCGGGAUGGCGGCCAGCGCGUUGCUGGAGGCCGGCCUGGCCCGCGUGCUCUUCUACCCGACGCUGCUGUACACGGUGUUCCGCGGGAAAGUGCCGGGCCGGGCGCACCGCGACUGGUACCACCGCAUCGACCCCACGGUGCUGCUGGGUGCGCUGCCGCUGCGGAGUAUGACGCGCCGGCUGGUACAGGACGAGAACGUGCGCGGGGUGAUCACCAUGAACGAGGAAUAUGAGACGCGGUUCCUGUGUAACUCCUCAAAGGAAUGGAGGAACGUAGGAGUCGAGCAGCUGCGCCUCAGCACAGUAGACAUGACUGGAGUCCCAACCUUGGCUAACCUCCAGAAGGGAGUCCAGUUUGCUCUCAAGUACCAGGCGCUGGGCCAGUCUGUCUACGUGCAUUGUAAGGCUGGGCGCUCCAGAAGUGCCACUAUGGUGGCAGCAUAUCUGAUUCAGGUGUACAACUGGAGUCCAGAGGAGGCUAUAAGAGCCAUCACCAAGAUCCGGUCACACAUCCACAUCAGAUCUGGCCAGUUGGAAGUUCUCAAAGAGUUCCACAAGGAGAUUACUGCAGGGGCAGCAAAGGAUAAGACUGGUCACACAUCACAGAUGUGAAAUACACAGAUUAGAAAGAACUCAAGACAACCCUGCUUGCUAUAGAUUCAAAUAGUUUUAACAGGACCAAGGGGGAUAAAGCCCAGACUUGACAUAGCAGAAAUGUGCUAAGUAAUGGAUAAUUUUGCUCCUUUUGUCUUGUUUCACUUUCCUGAAGUAACACUGUUGUAUGCCUGGA
Callorhinus ursinus (northern fur seal) is the source of this 1008-nucleotide messenger RNA. RefSeq names its product protein tyrosine phosphatase mitochondrial 1 (gene PTPMT1). Lineage: Eukaryota; Metazoa; Chordata; Mammalia; Carnivora; Otariidae. Gene Ontology annotation, cellular component: mitochondrion. The record is from RefSeq and is a predicted model, not a curated record. Gene Ontology annotation, biological process: protein dephosphorylation. Gene Ontology annotation, molecular function: phosphoprotein phosphatase activity; phosphatidylinositol-4,5-bisphosphate 5-phosphatase activity; phosphatidylglycerophosphatase activity.